GCGGUGCUGAGGCGGUUGCCCCGGCAACGCGCAGCCUGGCGACGGCGCCCGCGGCCCAGGCCCGGCCAUGGCCGCCCCGCCGGAGACGCGCGAAAGGCCCUGCGCCAGCCCCGGCAACCCGGUCUUCUCCUGCGUGCUGGACGCGGCCGCGCGGGGCCCCGGCGCCUGCCCGAGGGAGCCCCGCCUGCUGCUCUACAGGACCACCGCCGCCGACUACGGCGCCCUGCCGCCCACCGCCGCCACGGCGCCCUGCCGCCACUUCCCCCGCGACAGCGCCCUGACCGACCACCUGCUGGUCUGCGGGAGGAACCCGGCCAGCCGCCUCAACACCGCCCUCGACAAGGGCCCCCUCUGCCCCUGACCGGCCCC
Eublepharis macularius is the source of this 369-nucleotide messenger RNA. It is a transcript of the gene PIERCE2, whose product is annotated as piercer of microtubule wall 2. The transcript has a single exon. The record is from RefSeq and is a predicted model, not a curated record. Gene Ontology annotation, biological process: axoneme assembly. Gene Ontology annotation, cellular component: axonemal microtubule. Lineage: Eukaryota; Metazoa; Chordata; Lepidosauria; Squamata; Eublepharidae. The coding region runs from base 68 to 361 and encodes 97 amino acids.